Onychostoma macrolepis is the source of this 1507-nucleotide messenger RNA. It is a transcript of the gene atpsckmt, whose product is annotated as fATP synthase c subunit lysine N-methyltransferase. The record is from RefSeq and is a predicted model, not a curated record. NCBI's taxonomy places the organism in Eukaryota, Metazoa, Chordata, Actinopteri, Cypriniformes, Cyprinidae. Gene Ontology annotation, cellular component: mitochondrion. Gene Ontology annotation, molecular function: protein-lysine N-methyltransferase activity. The transcript has 5 exons. The coding region runs from base 174 to 851 and encodes 225 amino acids. Gene Ontology annotation, biological process: regulation of mitochondrial ATP synthesis coupled proton transport; peptidyl-lysine trimethylation; positive regulation of proton-transporting ATP synthase activity, rotational mechanism.
UGCGUCUGUAGUAAGUGAAAGAGAGCGGAACCAAUGGCGCCAGUCUGUCGUCGGACAAAUAAGGAGAUGCACCGAUUCUCACGUCUCACGUCUCGUGAAAUAAUAUCUGUCAAAAGCUGCGUGCAGUCAUUGGGCAGGAGGUCAGUUAAUGAGUCCCUCUAAAUGCAUUUGGGAUGUCUGACUUUGGCAUAGAAUCAAAUCCCUCCACAGAGACUUAUAAGCAGGGAUCAGCUGGUGAUGGUGCUUUUAAAAAACGACUCGGUAUUAUUGCAACUUGUGUCGUCGGAGGGUCAUUGGUCGCCCUGUAUGCAGUGACCGGACCGUUCGUUGCACCAGCACUGAGGAAAGUUUGUCUCCCGUUUGUACCCGCAACAAGGACUCAAAUCGAAAACGUUCUUAAGGUUUUGAAAACUAGAUCUGGGUCUCUGGUGGAUAUCGGCAGCGGAGAUGGACGGAUAGUUAUCGCUGCAGCAAAAAGUGGUUUCAAGGCAGUUGGCUUUGAGCUGAACCCAUGGCUGGUCUGGUACUCCCGUUACAAAGCCUGGAGGGAAGGUGUUCAUCACAACUCAUCUUUUUAUAUUUCUGACCUUUGGAAGGUCAGUUUUUCAGAGUACUCCAAUGUGGUCAUCUUUGGGGUUCCUCAAAUGAUGGAGCAGCUUGAAGUCAAGCUCCAAACAGAGCUCCAGAGUUCAGCCAAAGUAGUAGCUUGUCGCUUUCCAUUUCCCACUUGGACUCCUGAUGAUGUUGCUGGAGAGGGAAUUGAUACUGUUUGGGUUUAUAAUGCCAAGACAUUCAAACCUCCCAUCAGAAAUGAUAAAGACACUGAAAGACAAGAACUAAUGACAAACUAAGUUUCUUUAAAGAAACAUUUCUUUCUUUAUAAUAUUGGCAAACAUUUUGUCUCUCAUCGAGAUUGAAAAGCAUUGCCUAAUUUGGCUGCCUUCUGCUCCUAAUUAAAUAUCCCUGUGUUUUAGUAAAGAAAAUAAGAACGAGUUAGUUUUUUCUGCAUUUGUAUUAUAUAACAAAGAAAAGGGUUUUAUGUAUAUUUUCUCAGAGAUGUGGAGUGAUCAUAUCCUGAUAAGAAUAUUUUAUGUUCUUGUUUAAAGGCCUGUUCACACCAAGAACGAUAACUAUAAAGAUAACUAUAUUAGCAUCUGUACCAGUGAACGAUAUCAUCUGUUUAUUCUAAGCGCACGCUCGUCUGCCGCUUUAAAUUCUCGAGCUUGUUGUAGCAGGAUUGAUUCUGAUUGUGUGUCCAUGUUUUUUAUUGUUCAUUAGCUGGAAAAAAUCAUUUUGAAAGUUAUUCCAAUGAUAUCGUUUCUCUGUGCCGAUUUUUAGACCUAUUGUUAUCUUAUAGUUAUCGUCCUUGGUGUGAACAGGCCUUAAAGCUUCUUCAAUACAUUUCUUUUUUUAUUAAGUAAAAGUACAUCUUAAGUACUCAUAAGGAAGAAUAUGUAUGUUAAGUAAAUAAUCCAACAAUAUUCCUGGAAUAAAUUGAUCGACUAAG